AUGCGCGAAGGCGUAAGACAUUAUACACGCGACAACCACGUUCGGUCUGUCCAUGCCACGCCAGCACCAGUGUACCCACCGCAGCGCCACCAACCGCCGCCCGGUCACUAUGGGCCGCACCACGAUCCGUACCCACCUUCACCGCAGCAUGUGUAUUACACGCAGAGCCGUGAUUCAGCGUCGAGCGACCAAUCCAACGCUCAGAAGAAGAGGACUGACAAGAACAUGGAGAAAAUAUUCGAGCUCGUGCGAGACCAAACCGUGGAAAUCCGUUGCAUCAGAACAUGGCUGAUUGAUGUCUUUCACCUACUAAAAUUACAAGGAAACACCACAUGGGUCACCAAUGGGGGAACGCAACUCGGUGGAUUCGUAGAGCGGGGAUUAUCCACUGACGGAGAGCUGGAAAUUCAAAUGUCUGGGAUGGACUGCCACCAAACCGCGCCCCACAGGCUAAUCUUGCUGUGGCCGAGUGUCAGAUCUUUGCUCAGGGAUGCCAACGUGGACGUCGGCGAUAGCUACGUGAUGGAGGCAGAGGAUUGUGGCAUUCUGCAAUCUUGGAGUCGAGGUGAAGACAAUCAUGAAAACAAUGGCACACAACCAGGUGGUUCGGCGAGUCCAGCCCCUAGAGACGACAAGCGUGGUCAUCACAAUACUAACAACCCGAGUCCGCCCCAUAAUUCGUGGGGUACAGGCUUUCAACACGCGCCUUCAAGCGACGCAUCAUGGUCAGAGCCACUUGGAAAAGGUGGACUCAGACCGGAUGGCACUCUCGAUCUGGACGUCAUUGCCAUCAACUCUCUCUAUGACAGUUACAUGAAGAAUAUGCACGUUAUGCAUCCAUUUCUAGAAAAGCAACAGGUACGAGAGAUAUUCGACAGUUUCAUCAGUCGAUAUGGUACCACGCAGACCACACUUCCCACCAACUUCGCUGUCGGAAACACCUCAGAUCCAGAGCGGCCAUUGAAGAGACAACGGUCGAACGGCUCGACGGCAACUGGAACCAUGCAUCAAGAAGAGAGAACAGGGCGACGAGAGCUUACUGAAAGAUCUCCUACCGACGUUAUCGUUUGGCUGAUCCUUGCAUUGGGCAAGAUCUGUGCACAUAAAGACGACCUCGCAGGAAUCGUGCCGGACAGAGCCAGCCACGCAAACACGGCCUUGUUGCACAGUUUGACUGGCAACUCUGGGCUUACCAACAUCUCACCCACGUCUGUCGCGAUCAAGUCAAACGGAAUGUCGCCCAGCACCCCUCCUGUAGCGCGUCCCAUCCCGACAAGAGUGGAAGAUUUGAUGCAAUCAGACAUGCACAGCCGGCGACCAUCAACCCACGGCGCACCUCCUUCAUCCAAGCUUCGAAACCUAGACAAAGUACCAGGUUUGGCUUAUUACGCAAAGGCGGCAGAGAUCCUCGGCAAUCAGGCUGACGGCAACGACUUGAUUCAUGCCCAAAUGUUUCUGCUCGCCGGGCUGUACAAAGGCCAGCUAGCGCGUGUCAAAGAGAGCAUGAGCUGGUAUGUCAUGGCUGGGCGGGCAAUCCGGAUGUUGCUGAACCGGUACAAGUUGUACAACGACCGCUACCGGGACUCUCACGGCGGCAUUCGCAAGGUCCAGGAAAGCGGUCAGAUGCGCAUGAAGGACAGACGUUUGAUUGUUCUAGCCUCGUGGACCUGCCUGCAGUUGGAAAGUGACAUUCUAGCGGAAAUGCGAUUCCCCUCUAGCGGCAUUGGAGCCCUCGAGAAUAGACUGCUGAUGCCAGACUACAUGUCAGAGAAUGAGGAGGAGGAGGAGAGCCACGCCAAAAUCAUGCCAUACGACGACAGCACGCCUAGCAACUUCGACGCGAACCUCAGGCACUACCGGUCACAGAUUAUCCUUCACAGACUACUCAACCGCUUCCACAUAGAUAUGCACAGCGACAAAUGCUUGAACCUGCCGCUCAGCGAGGUCCGAGGUAUGCUCAAGGCGCACGAAGAUGUGCUAAAAGAUUGGCGCUGCACUCUGGCUCCUGGACUGAAAUGGGAUGACAAAGAUGCACCCGCAGUGGAUAUUCUUCCAGCUCAAUUACGCGCAAAGUACUACGAUGCGCGUUAUUUUAUCAACAGGCCUUUCUUGGACUACGCUCUCCACAUCAUGCCUCAUGUGAAGGACGGGGGUACCAUCGCGGACUGUGGGAAAUACUGCAACGGCAAUCCUCGCGACAAAGCCGAAGUUCACCUUUUCGAGGCAAUCGGGCAGUUCUCGGAAGAUGAAAUAUGGAAUGCGUCCAAAAGAUGUAUCGACGCGGCCAUGCAAAGCACUAUUGCGUUUGACCGCGUGCCGCCACGCCUGAUUGUUACUAAUAUCCAUGGUACUGCUCACGCGCAACUCGGCAACAUGCUCGUCGUCUCUGCGGCAUACCGCAACAAGUGGCUCAACUCCUUCAUUGAGCCCGAGCAGUUGAAGAAACUCCUUCGACGCACCAUCGUCUUUUGCCGCAAGAUCGCGAAAAUCUCGCUCACCUCCAAAGUCGACUGUAUGAUACUCGAGAGGAUAGACCACAUGAUCUUCGGCCCGCUGGAUGAGGAGUAG
Messenger RNA from Saxophila tyrrhenica, 2568 nucleotides. RefSeq lists its product as uncharacterized. The coding region runs from base 1 to 2568 and encodes 855 amino acids. Lineage: Eukaryota; Fungi; Ascomycota; Dothideomycetes; Mycosphaerellales; Extremaceae. The transcript has 3 exons. The record is from RefSeq and is a predicted model, not a curated record.